CUACAAAGGUUUCCAGAAUGGCCCAGCAAUUUGUAGCUAGUCAUAUUGCAUCUAAUAAAGUGGUUGUAUUUGGAAAGAACAGCUGCCCUUUCUGUCGCAAAGGUCUAGAUCUUCUGAAAAGAAUUAAUCUCAAGCCUGGGCAUUUGGAAUAUAUCGAGCUCACGAGCCAAAGUGAUAUGGAUGCCAUUCAAGACUAUCUUAUGCAGUUAACAGGCGCUCGAACGGUUCCUCGAAUUUUUAUUGGAGAGAUGUGUAUUGGUGGUUUUACAGAUCUAGAUGCUCUGAACAGAAGCGGAGAACUUUCCCUCAUGUUAAAGAAAAUUGGGGCACUGUGAAGAGCAAUGAUAACUGUAGGCUGGAACUACCCUCAAGCCGCACCCACAAGAUUUUGGAUUAAAUUAGUUGCCUGCCUCCUCUUGUCUUCACCUUUUGUGUAUUUCUGAAAGGAGGCAAUUUAAAAAAUAGUUUUGGUUACUCUCUGGUUUCUAAGAUACAGCUUUAACUCCCUUUGAUACCUUUUUAGUAUGAUUCUCUGCUAAUAAAGAACAGAUGACCAGAAUGGAUCAAAAAAGAA
Molecule: messenger RNA, 574 nt
Organism: Candoia aspera
Lineage: Eukaryota; Metazoa; Chordata; Lepidosauria; Squamata; Candoiidae
Gene: GLRX
Product: glutaredoxin
Exons: 3
Coding region: 18-335 (105 amino acids)
Cellular component (GO): mitochondrion
Molecular function (GO): glutathione disulfide oxidoreductase activity
Source: RefSeq, a predicted model, not a curated record